AAAUAUUGCAGUCGCGAGCGUGUGGUCGCUGCAACGUGAAUUUUCAAUGAAAAUUUUGCUUGAAAAAAAAAGUUUAUCAAAUAAAUCGCGUCUAAACGAACUCAACCUAGAGGGCUGCCGUGCGACGCAGUGCGACGCCAUGCUUGUAAUAUGAAUAAACAAGUGGGAAAAUACGCCUGUGUCUACGCAGCCGAACGCAUUUUACAUGUACAGUGGUGGCGAAAGUGUACGCAAAGUGACAAAGCAAGAAAAUAAGUAGAUUAUAAGUAUGAAAUGCAAAAUUGUGAUUAUUCUUCCGCAAGUAAGAAAGUGAGAAAAUAAUAAUAUAUAAUACAUAAUAUGUAUAUAAAUGUAUAUAUGUUUAUGCACACAAAGCUAUAGUGAAGAAUGUGCAUUCUAAAAAAAAUACAUAAAAUGAAAAUAAGUGUAUAUAAAUAAAUAUGACUGUGAACUUGUGUGUGGAAGAGUGUCGAAAACUCAAAGGAAAUACACAAUAAGUAUAUAAGAAGGAAAGCAACAAAGAAAAUUUCUAAAACGCAUUCGAGUUACGUGUGAUAAGAACCAAGACAGUUGUGCAAAUAUAAAUACAUACAAACGUGUGCGGUAACUUUCCGCGUAUUACCGUUGUAUCGUUUAUAACGCGGCUCCAGGUAGAUCUACAUUCAACUAAGAAUCAGUGAUUAUAUCAGGGUAGUGCUACCAGAAAGAUGUCUGCUUUAUGCUGUCGCUACAUUUGGCGACUCAGUGUUAUUGCGCUAGGCGCACUCAUCUUCACCAGCGGUGUUUACCUGUUCGCACACUGGAUUGAUAUAUUCACGCGCAUGCGUGGUAAGGAAAUGGCUUUGAGUCCCAAAUCACCCGCAUAUGAAGGUUGGAAAGUUUCACCAUUACCACUUAAUUUUGAUGUAUAUCUAUUCAAUUGGACGAAUCCGGAAGACUUUUACGUUGGGUCCGGCAAGAAGCCACGUUUCGAGGAGUUGGGUCCAUAUCGGUUUCGAGAAAAACCAGAUAAAGUAAAUAUUGUUUGGCAUGAGCACAAUAAUACUGUAUCAUAUCGCAAAUAUGCUGCAUUCUAUUUCGAUGAAGCGAAUAGUAAAGGAAAACUCACUGAUCGCGUAACCUCAGUAAAUACAGUGGCGCAUGGUGCCGCUUUACAAGCUAUUAAUGGUUCAUACUUUCAAAAGAGUAUAUUGAGAAAUGUUUUAAAAAUGUAUAGAGAAGAAGUAUCAAUUACAAAAACUGCGAAUGAGUGGAUAUUUGCCGGUUAUAGUGAUCCAUUAGUUACAAUGGGCAGUUUUGUAUCUAAAUUUGCUGCAGAUAUUGUGGUGCCAUUCGAUCGAGUAGGCUGGCUGUAUACGCGCAACGACAGUUCAGUAUAUGACGGUCACUUCAAUAUACAUACCGGCGCAGAUGAUCUGAGAAAAAUGGGACAAAUUAACGAAUGGAAUCACAAAACACAAACCGUUUAUGAAGGUGAAUGUGGUCGUGUUAGAGGUUCAAUGGGAGAAUUCUUUCCACCAAAUCUUGUACCGACAGACUCGAUAGAAAUAUUUUUGCAGAAUCUAUGCCGCGCGGUGCCUUUGGAUUACAUUGAGACGGUGAAAAUUCACGGAAUCACCGCGUUCAAAUAUGCCGCUACUGAACGGGCGCUUGACAAUGGUACACUCUAUCCAGAAAUGAAAUGUUUCUGCGUAAAUGGAAAAUGUGAAAAAGCUGGUGUGGUGAAUUUAGGGCCCUGCCAAUAUAACUCGCCUACGUACACAUCAUUUCCACACUUCUACAAAGCCGAUCCUAGUUAUUUGGAAGCAAUCGAAGGGCUGUCACCGGAUCCUUCAAAGCAUGAGUUCUUCAUGACACUGGAACCAAAUGGUGGUGUGCCCAUGGACGUGGGCGGUGGUUUCCAGGCGAAUUAUCUCAUGUCGCCCGUGCCCGGAAUGGCUCCAUUCGAUAAAAUUCCUCGCACAUUUAUGCCGCUCAUGUGGGCCGAAGAGCGCGUACGUGUUACACCGGAGAUCGCCAGCCAAAUCGCCUUGGUACCACUAAUCGUGACACUGGGCCAGGUGGUGACGGGCAUUAUGCUUGCUGUCGGUACACUGCUCAUUUGUUGGUAUCCAACAAAAUAUAUGUCACAACUCUGUCGCGAUCCGAAGAGUAAAAACGCGCUACUCAAUCCAAUUGUCAACAGCACAACCCGUUCGAUAGCGCUAACGCCGCUAAGAAAGCCACAGAAGGAAGUUGUGUCACUGUUGGGCUACAACCAAGGUGGUGAAGUGCUACAAAACGAUGUGCCGUUAAGCGAAAGCUUACUGCGACCCGCAACACCGCGUUCUGAUCUGAUAAGUAGAUAGUAUGUGUUAUAUUUGUUAGUAGGUUCCAUAUGUAGUAGUUUUUUUCUUCAAAUGCUCCUUAUGUGAGCGCCUGCCAUUGUUGAAUGCAACUAGGAGACCAAGCAAUUAUAGCUUAAGUUUCUAGGAAUACAACUCUACUUACUUAUAUAUAUGUAUGUAUGUAAAUAGUGAAAUGCAACCUCAUAAACAGUAAUUAAAGUAAUUUCUAGCAUAUAGACGUUAUUCAUAUGUAAAGUUUAUAUAAAAUAUUUUUUUUUCAACAUUGUCUUUGUCACUUUCGCAAUGGUAUCCAUGUAAUCAAACGACUUUUGUAUAACAAAAUAAUUAUAAGCAAGUAACAAACAAAGGAAAAACACAGCGCAAAAUGACAAUUUAGUGCAUGGAGCCACGAGAAAUAUAGGCCUAUUGUACUGUAUUGCUUUGUAAUUAAUUUUGCAUUUCUUCAAAAACCCUUACGACUCUAAAUUAAAGUAUUGCAUACCUAAAUUGUUAAUUUUUAAAACAAAAAAUAAUUUAUUGGUAUUCAAAAUUUAAAUAGUUUAUAAUCACUUUUCAUGCUCCCUAAUCUCUUAAGCAUCAUGUCUUCAUACAAUAAAUACAUACAAACCUACAUAUUCACAUAUAAGUGAAGCAGUCACUCUCUUCUCUAGUUUGUAAGGCUCAAAAUCAAAAAGUAUUUUCACUUCGAACUCAAAUUGUGUGCCCUUUCUUGAAAUUAAAAACAAAAAGAAACAAAAACAAA
This is a messenger RNA of Bactrocera tryoni, 3090 nucleotides long. RefSeq names its product protein peste. The transcript has 7 exons. NCBI's taxonomy places the organism in Eukaryota, Metazoa, Arthropoda, Insecta, Diptera, Tephritidae. Gene Ontology annotation, molecular function: scavenger receptor activity. The record is from RefSeq and is a predicted model, not a curated record. Bases 708 to 2348 code for a protein of 546 amino acids. Gene Ontology annotation, cellular component: membrane; cytoplasm.